CGGUGGGGCUCAGUUUACACUCGUACCUGCCCGCCCACCGCAGUGGGAUGAUCCGGGUCUCAUCCACGAACCACAGACGCUCCUCCGGUGCUCCGCUCAGAAGCAGUGAACGGAGAUUAGCAGCAGCUUUCACACGCGGACACGGAUCACGACACACGGUCUCCAGGUAUAGCAGGAGAAGGACAGGACCUCUGUCUAUCAAACUCUGAAGUGCCCGGUUCCAGCUGUAUAGGUCAACUCAACCAUAACCCCGCAGGACAAUAGGAGCCUAACCCAGAGACCUUAGACGGAUAUCAAAAAGCAAAUAACCGAGCUCAUUAGCUCUCUUCCCCCAAGACCAGCUUCUCUGAAACGUUCAACAGAAAGGAAGUUAAAAAAGAUCCAAACAAGAAAGAAAAAAUGCACUGGCAGCUAUUUCUGAUGCUUUGUGGUGAAGAGAACAUCUCAUUUGGGAUUUGAGGAUUGCUGGAAAAAGAUUUCCCCAUGCCCUGCCCGUUUAUCCAAAUGCCUGUAUAAACAUUGCAUGGAGAUAUCGAUUCGUCCCGUUUCCGAAAGAACCCAGUAGAGAAGAGACUAAGUAUUGCAAAUCCCAACAACCGGUCUGUUGCUUUAUCCUCACAAGAAUGCAUAAAAAUCUAUAUUCAUAGAGGUCCUAUAAAUGGAUCCCUAAAAGCAUCUAUAUUCAGAGACACGUCAGCUCUCGAAGAAGCAUCAGACCGGUGGUUUGACCUCCAGAGCAUUUCCUUCUCUUUAUAGAACAAGGCAGCUGCUUUGUCCGUUUUAUUUGGAUGCUUUUCCCCAAAAUGAAGCCUUUAACUCCCAUUGGUUCACCUUCUCCGCUGCGGCUCCUGAACAAGGGGCCUGAGUACCUGCGCAGGCAGAUGGAUGCCGGAAGCAGGGGUCAUUCCGUCAGUGCCGUAGAGCGUCUGGAAGCCGACAAGGCAAAGUAUGUCAAGAGUCAACAGGUCAUCAACACGAAGCAGGAGCCUGCGUUAGUGCCCUGUGCGACCCCUCCACCGGUGCCCCGUCGCAACUUUACCGUAUCCACUCCUUCAACACCCGUUCUCCCGCCUCGAAAUAAAACUAUGUCUUUCUCUGCACCGCUGUUCUCCAGGGAUGAAAAUGAGGACGAUUCCAGGAAAGAGAACUGUCGGAAUGAAUCCGACUUAGAUCGCAACAUUGCAAACAAGCCUCCCAUACCUUCUCCAAGAACUCCAACCAUUGCUCCGUUAGUCGCCCCGCGUAGCGCUCCAAUAAUGCGCAGGAGCAACUGCAAGCGCCUGCUGCGUCCAGACUCCCUGGUCAUUUACAGACAGAAGAAAGAUUGCAAGAGUCCUAGUGGUGGUGGUGAAAGUACAAGCGGCAGCUUAGAGGUCAAAGGAUACAGCUUUGUACGACGGCUCUUCCAGGGAUCCAUGCGCGAAAAGAGCGGUGGUAACGAGACUCAGAAAAUGGUGAUAAACGAGGAGAAGGCUUCUUCAUCUCGAGACGGGGAUUCAAGAAUGUCCUGGUCCAAUGACAAAGACACUGUCGAUGGUGGGAACGAGACUAGACGAUCGAGCAAAUCGGAUCGAGAGCAUCCAACGCCCGAGAUGCAAUAUAACAACACUGGCUUUCAGGAGAAGCAAUUAAAGAACUGCAUGAUCAACAGUUUACGAAACACCACGGGGAAUCCCAACAAUAACGAAAUGGACCCAUGGAAGCCAGUCUUUCCUCAGAUGCGAUCCGAUAUAAAACGCUCCAAGUCAGAAUUGCGACUACACUGCUCGCUAGCCAUGUCCGAGCAGGAACGCUUCUUCGACUACUGUGGAUUGGACCUGGAUAUGGUGGAAAGGCUUGGACCGGAGAACUUUCUAACUGGGGCCAGUUCAGUUGACACGCUUUCGUUGCUACUGAGGAGCAUCGGAGGCGGCGGCGGCGGCGGCUCGGAGCCCAGCGAGUUUUCCCGACACUCCGGUGAUGGGCUUUUCCAGGAGGAGCUUGCAGAACAGAUCCCUACAGGUGUGUCCAUUAUCGAGAGAAAUGCACGGGUCAUAAAGUGGCUCUACAGUUGCAGGAACGCAGCUCAGGAGGGUCCUAAAGAGUCUACUGUUUGAUUAUGAUGCUAACUAAACCCAAGACUUCACGGAGCCGUGUUCCAAUCUGGGAAACUAUGCUGUAUUUAUUUUACAUGAGAGUAUUUAAGAAAUUAUUUGGCUUAUCACAGCCAGUACGAGGACAUUCGUGUUAUUUUGUGUAAGUCACACAUGAAGCUGCGAACCGACACUUCCUUUCAUGACCUACUCUGUGGCUUUGUCAUAAUCGCCCCCUAUACCCUCAUUCACUAUUUACAAACUCACAUUACUGAUAUAGUCUACUCGAAAGAGUAAAUUAAAACAAAAGAGUGAAUUCGGACACUGAAUGUGCCUGUGGACUCCAAAUUCUGUAAAGACUCGGAAAUUAAUUCGCUGCAUUUCUCACAUUGCAUGGCUAUUCUGUAGCGGUCUAUACACUCAUUAUUGUGGUGCAUUAUGGGAUUGAAUGAGUGUGUUUAAUAAUGUCAGACUAGUGCACUAUAGAGUAUAGGGGGCGAUAAUGACGUAAUGAAAUAAUGAAACCUCCUAUUCUCUGUAAAUUUUUCCGUCUUGUUAAAACUGUUCAGAAAUUAGUAUUAUUUUUUGAGCAUAACUUGAAGAACGUAUGAAUCAUUUUACAUUGAAAACCACUAAGCUUUUCUCUGGGGCUGGGAAACCGAUGCAUGAGUGUUAAAUGAACCAUGUGUACCUCAUUUCCCAACUGUCCCAGUUUAGUUUGUGUGUUGCCUUUUUUUCUUUUUUUUCUGAAACGCUGGCGUUGAAUCAAACACACAGAGGACCCCUGUGGGGAUAUUAAUGCACUGAAUUGGAGAAAGUGAAAGAGUGAGAGCUAUAUAUAUUGUUGUGAAACAUAUUUUUAACACUGAGUGUAUGCAAAGAAGUAUGGCCUUAAAACAACCUGAUUUUGAGUUUCUUUAACCUAUGCCAAAGAAAUGUGCUGCAUACUGAUGAUCAAUAAGCUCCAAACCCUAUCGAGCCGCCUUGAGAGAAUGAUGUGCACAGAGUUUGACAUUAGCAUGUUGCUAAGCUAAUAACUUGGAAAAUAUAUUGGGUGAAAUUGCAUAUUAUUAUUAAUAUUUUUCCAGUAAAGAACAUAUUUCUAAUCGACACAUUUUCCAUUGUUUUUUUUAUAAAAAAUUAUAUGUGCUAAUUCAAUUUUGUCCAAAACUCUGAGUUGUACAAGUUAUUGUAACUUUGCUCUAAAUAUUGCAUCCAAAUAUUAAUUUCUGAAGUGGACCAAAAAUAAAAUUGUAAGACUAAGUCAUUGAAAAAACAAUAAUCUUGGUAGCCACCUACUUGAGGGGGGUGGGGAAGGUGGGUCAGCAUAUGCUAAAAUGCUAAUAUGCUAAUAGAUAUGUUUUGAAACAUGGCUGCUGGUUUGAGCUGGUUUAACCUGGUCCUAAGCUGUUCCUAAAAAAAACAGCUACUGCUCAGGACCAGCUUAUGACCAGCACUUGACCAACUUAAACCAGCUCAAACCAUCAAACAUGUUUCAAAAUAUAGCAUUUGCCGUUUUUUCAACAGGGUUGGGUUUGGAACAAUUUUGCCCCCAGAUAUCUUUUACCAGUAACCUAAGCAUGCAAAUAGCUUGAUUUCAUUCCCUUGUGCAUCAAUGGGUGUUACUUUGAUUACGUUGUUGAUAAAUUAUGGAUGUUUGCACAUUUUUUCUCAAUGCAAAUGACAGUUCGUGUGGCGGAGCAUUGUUCAGUAUGCACUUGAUCAAGAUGUUUCUGUGCUUAACUCACAAAAGUUCAGCAAAGUAGAGGAAGACGUAACAGCUAGAGAUCUGCUGGGUGGACACACACUCCCAGUUUGGGAGACGCUGAUGUGUUUUCAUAUUGAAGGAGACCUUUGAAGCUCCUCCCGUCUGAAUGCAAUCAAUCAAUCAGACACUGAUUCUCCUUUGUCGUAAAGAAACUCUCCCGGUCUGAGAAAGAACUGUAAUAUCUCUUCUUUCAAACUUUUUCAUCCCCAACAUCCAAGAUGCAUACAGUCUUCCAGAGCACCCGAAAUCUCUCUCUUGCAUGUUUACAGUCAAUCCGUAUAUGUUUCUAUAAAGAAUUUAGAUUUCCACCCAAAGAUUUAUUACAGAGAAUAUCCUAAUAAAAUCCUAUUUCUGAAAAA
This is a messenger RNA of Carassius gibelio (silver crucian carp), 4199 nucleotides long. RefSeq names its product protein FAM110B-like. The transcript is spliced from 2 exons. Lineage: Eukaryota; Metazoa; Chordata; Actinopteri; Cypriniformes; Cyprinidae. The record is from RefSeq and is a predicted model, not a curated record. The coding region runs from base 789 to 2096 and encodes 435 amino acids.